AUGUUUGAUGUGAUCUCAUCCAGGGCCAGAGAGGGUGACAUCUGAAACAGACAGAGGGAUGACACUCAGGGAAUCAAGGAGGCCUGAGAGCAAAGGGCCUUGGGUAUGACUUCCUGGAAAGAAAACCUCCUUCAUUAACAAAUGUGGAUGAAUCUGGAGAGAAAGAAGAGGAGCAGAAGGCAUGUUUGCCUCAGCUGUGAGGAAGUGGGAAUCAAGAACCCAAGAAAAGCCAAGUCAACUUCUACCCUCUGAGGGGAGAGACUCCUUUGUCUGUGGAUGAGACUUUGUGAAGAUGUGAUGCCCGAGCAGCAGCAAGCAUUUUGUAACUAUGAAGUGACAAGCCCACAGAAGAAAAGCCAACAAAAUGAUAGGAGAGUGUUUUAAGAAGACUGAGUCCUUGAUGACAUCAUUGAAUAGGGUGUUUGUUGUGCUUCUCAAGGCUCCACAGUGUUCUCAAGUGUGUCCUGUCCAAGCCAUUGGGACAUCUGGGGUGGAUAUCAGGAAGUGUGCAGCUCUGUGGAUGAAAAGUUUGCUGUGGAGAUCUGUUCUUGUGAGAAGGUACCUGCAAACUUGGUCUCAGGGUCAAACCAGCAUCGGUGUCACACCGGCAUCUCACCUCCUCUCAGUGUGGAAACCAUUUUCCCGUCAAGUCCCCAUCUUCUCAUACCCAAAGCAGCUUAUAAAGAGAAGGUAUUUCUUAGACCCGGGAAGGCGGCAACAGCUACAUGACCCCAAGUCCCAGCUCUGCUUGACCACCAUUUGAGCUCGCACUCUGCUACUGGGCAUCAUGGAGGUCCCCGCUGCUGUCCUUGCUGUCCUGCUCCUCACCGCGGCCCUCUGUUCUCAGACCUGCUCUGCCUCAUUUGGUGCCAACAUCCCGACCGCCUGCUGCUUCUCCUAUAUAUCCCGGCGGAUUCCGCGCAAAUUCAUCGUGGACUAUUAUGAGACCAGCAACCUCUGCUCCAAGUCUGGUGUCAUCUUUCAGACCAAAAGAGCCUGGCAGGUGUGUGCUGACCCCAGGGAGGACUGGGUCCAGGAGUAUAUCACCCACCUGGAUCUGAAUGCCUGAGUCACCUGGCAGCUGCA
Talpa occidentalis (Iberian mole) is the source of this 1086-nucleotide messenger RNA. Its product is annotated as C-C motif chemokine 3-like. Bases 788 to 1069 code for a protein of 93 amino acids. Gene Ontology annotation, molecular function: CCR chemokine receptor binding; chemokine activity. Gene Ontology annotation, cellular component: extracellular region. Gene Ontology annotation, biological process: monocyte chemotaxis; chemokine-mediated signaling pathway; G protein-coupled receptor signaling pathway. The transcript is spliced from 7 exons. NCBI's taxonomy places the organism in Eukaryota, Metazoa, Chordata, Mammalia, Eulipotyphla, Talpidae. The record is from RefSeq and is a predicted model, not a curated record.